This is a messenger RNA of Tachysurus fulvidraco (yellow catfish), 1835 nucleotides long. It is a transcript of the gene fbxo44.5, whose product is annotated as F-box protein 44, tandem duplicate 5. The record is from RefSeq and is a predicted model, not a curated record. The transcript is spliced from 6 exons. The coding region runs from base 550 to 1320 and encodes 256 amino acids. Lineage: Eukaryota; Metazoa; Chordata; Actinopteri; Siluriformes; Bagridae. Gene Ontology annotation, cellular component: cytoplasm; SCF ubiquitin ligase complex. Gene Ontology annotation, molecular function: ubiquitin protein ligase activity; protein binding. Gene Ontology annotation, biological process: SCF-dependent proteasomal ubiquitin-dependent protein catabolic process; glycoprotein catabolic process.
AGGAACUCGACACGGUUUUUAAAAUGAGUCGAUAUUUUAAACACAACACAAUUUUGAUGUGUUUAUUUAUUUGAUCAUAAUUUAUUUUUGCAAUUAAAUGCAUUCGUUAUAUAUAACAACUUCCAUCUACAGAACAGUCUCCUAAACUAAAAUCACAGGGGGAACAGGAUUUCCUGGAAAUCAGAAAAAAACAAAGCGAAAGCUAUAAUCAUCAAGCAUAUAUAACUUCUUAUAAGCCUAUAGUGACUUUAAAGUAGGCAUUUAAUUGCAAACUAUCAAACAAAGAACGCGAAAUAUACCUUAUUUUGAUUUUUAAAAAAUUACACGACGCACGAGCGGCUCAAUGCAAAACAUUGCGGACAACGUCACGGUUUUACGCAUGCGCGCUAGAGGGGAAACAGGAGAACUGAACUGAAUUCUCCGGAACUAAGGCACCUGACAGCAUAAACACGCGAAAUAAAGUAAUGUAAAAAGCAGUAUUAGAUUUUGUGUUAUUAACCCACGAGGCGAAGGACUUCGAAAUGACCUAUAUUUCCACGCAAGAAAAGAAUGAGUCAUUCAGAAAGCAGACUAGUGCCACAGUGGCCAACUCUUCCUCUUGCUAUUAUUGAGGAAAUUCUUCUAAACCUGCCUGGCCAUCAAGUGAUUUGUGUGUGUCGCCUGGUGUGUUCUGAGUGGAAGUCGGUGGUGGACAGCAAUGCGUUUUGGAGAAAGCGAUGCCGUAGGGAAGGACUCAAGCCUCUCACUAUCCACAAAGUCCCAAGACAUUGGCAGAUGUUUUAUUUUCUAUGUAAAAUGAGACGGAAUCUUUUGAAGAACCCCAAUGCGGAUGAAUGUUUUGCUGGCUGGAAAAUCGAAGAAAAUGGAGGUCAUAGAUGGGUUAUAGAGAAUAUUCGUGUACCUCAUCCAGAUGAUAUUGUAACAAAAUGCUUUGUUACCUCUUUUGGGAAAUGCAUAAAGAGUCAGCUGAUCAACCUAGAGGAAGAAGGGUACAGUCCUGCAUUUAUGGAUGAAAUACAGCCUGACAUUGUGAUAUCUGAUUGGUAUGCUCCACGGUUUGACUGUGGCUGUGAAUAUCAAAUUCAAGUCGAGUUACUCAAUCACCGGAAGACGACUGUCCAGUCAUUUAAGCCAGAGCCUGUGUUUCUUCCUCAAUGGAAUGAUCAGAAAUGGGAAGAGAUGACAUAUACCUUUAAGGACUAUGGACCUGGUAUUCGAUUUAUCCGUUUUAAGCAUGGAGGGAAGGACACACAGUUCUGGGCUGGACAUUAUGGAAUAAGGGUUACGCACAGUAGUGUGGAAAUCUCCCCAUCAGCAUAACAUAGUAACAAUACAGAUGAUAUGUAAAAUGAUCGUGAUUAUUAAAGUGGUAGCUUAGUGGUUAAGGUGUUGGACUACUGAUUGGAAAGUUGUGAGUUCGAGCCCCAGGUACGCUAAGAAAUGAAAAUAAUGCUUUAAAGUCUAACACUCACAGACAUUACUCCACUCUUUGUGAAUAAACCUACCAUAUUUAAUUUACCAUAAGUAUCUGCUCCCCCUAGAUGAAGCAGCAUUUGACUAGAUAUGAAAUUAGCAAUGAGCAGCGAUAAUGUAUGUAUUUCAUAGAUAUUUAAGUUUUCAUUCUGUAUAAUGUACACAGAUUUGUUUAUUUGCAUGAUUUGUAUGCUAUAUAUAUAUGUGUGUGUGUGUAUAAAUGGUUUUUUUUUUAAGUUAUUGUUUUUCUUUUCCCUGUUUCUGCACCGUAGGACUGAGAAAUUUCUAUUUAGAAAUUUCAAUCCUGUGUAUGUCCUAUAUAUAUAUAGCAGUAUUGACAAUAAAGCUGACACUGACUCUGA